This is a messenger RNA of Penaeus vannamei (Pacific white shrimp), 830 nucleotides long. RefSeq names its product mitochondrial intermembrane space import and assembly protein 40. The record is from RefSeq and is a predicted model, not a curated record. Gene Ontology annotation, biological process: protein import into mitochondrial intermembrane space. Lineage: Eukaryota; Metazoa; Arthropoda; Malacostraca; Decapoda; Penaeidae. Gene Ontology annotation, molecular function: protein-disulfide reductase activity. Gene Ontology annotation, cellular component: mitochondrial intermembrane space.
CAACAUUGCUGUCGGCUGCAGUACACUGAGGUGGCGUGCAAAGUGAACCCGGCGAAUAAAGAAACAUAUUUUAGCCCCAAUUUUAGCCGUUUCAGAUAAUCCACCAUGUCAUACUGCAAGCAAGAAGGGAAGGAUCGUGUAAUAUUUGUAACUGAAGAAGACCAAGAUGGACCCUCGAAAGUCUCGUUACCAGAAGAUGAUGAACAGCCAGCUGGACUUAUACAGCCUGACGGAGAAAUCAACUGGGCGUGUCCUUGUCUCGGUGGAAUGGCUACUGGUCCCUGUGGUGUUGAGUUCCGAGAAGCCUUUACCUGUUUCCACUACUCCAGUGCAGACCCAAAAGGAAGUGACUGUUUAGAGCCGUUCAGGCAGAUGUCCGAGUGCAUGUCUAACUACCCAAAUGUCUAUGGUAAUAAGGAAGAGAAGGGAGAGAUGCCAACUGAGGAAACAGAAAAAAGUUCGGAUACUCAACAGUCAAAAGAAGUGGAAGCAAAGGCAUAAUGAAUCAUUUAGAACUAUUUGGAAAAUGGAUGUAUCUGUCUCGGUGCACCUUGAACAAGAGUGUUUGUGAGAGCAUGUAUAUAAAUGGUGGUACAAGCUCAUGUAAUAAAGUCCCGUUAUUUUCAGCUGUAGAUGAAAAGCAGUUUGUAAGCAUACCAGAAAUGUUAACAUUGUUAUGUAAAUAUUAUAGAAAGAUGCAGUUGUGGGUAAUCUGUUACAAGAACCACAGAGUUUCCAGAUGUCAAAUUGGGAACAGAACAUUACUCUGAAAAUGGAAUAAUUGUUAAUGUAUUUCUUUAAUAAAAUGAAUAAAACUAAAGUGUGAUGUA